CCAGCAAAGCAAAUAAUGGACUUUUACUUUAGCUAGCUUUUUGAAUUUCCACUAUAUAUAAAAACUAAUCUUCCUUCAACUUAAUUUGCCCAUAACAGAAGAGGAGUUAGGACUUGUUUUGAGUUAGCUGAAACAAAAAAGAAAAAAAGGAAAAGAGGGAACUGAAGUGAGUGAGUGCAAGAGAGGAGAAAGAAGAGGAUGGAGAGGGAGGAAGAUGUUAAGAUUGGAGCAAACAAAUUCUCAGAAAGGCAUGCAUUGGGGACAGGGGCACAGAGUGACAAGGACUACAAAGAGCCACCCCCAGCACCCUUGUUUGAGCCAGGGGAGUUAAAGUCAUGGUCUUUUUACAGAGCUGGGAUUGCUGAGUUUGUGGCCACUUUCUUGUUCCUUUACAUCACCAUCUUAACAGUGAUGGGUGUGAAUAGGUCACCCAACAAGUGUUCCUCUGUUGGCAUUCAAGGUAUUGCUUGGGCUUUUGGUGGUAUGAUCUUUGCCCUUGUUUACUGCACAGCUGGAAUAUCAGGUGGGCACAUUAAUCCAGCAGUGACAUUUGGUCUCUUUUUGGCUAGGAAGCUGUCCCUCACAAGGGCCCUAUUCUACAUCAUCAUGCAGUGUCUUGGAGCUAUUUGCGGUGCUGGUGUAGUGAAGGGCUUUGAGGGCAAUGCUCGCUAUGAGAUGUACAAAGGUGGAGCAAAUUUUGUGAAUCAUGGAUACACAAAGGGUGAUGGCCUUGGAGCUGAGAUUAUUGGCACCUUUGUUCUUGUUUACACUGUUUUCUCCGCCACUGAUGCCAAGAGAAACGCUAGAGACUCUCACGUUCCGAUGUUGGCCCCUCUUCCAAUCGGGUUUGCUGUGUUCUUGGUCCACUUGGCCACCAUUCCCAUCACAGGAACUGGCAUUAACCCAGCUAGGAGUCUCGGUGCUGCCAUAAUAUUCAACAGAGACCGUGCCUGGGAUGACCAUUGGAUUUUCUGGGUUGGACCUUUUAUUGGAGCUGCCCUUGCUGCUGUAUAUCACCAGAUAGUGAUCCGAGCAAUUCCUUUCAAGACAAGGGGUUAAUCCUUCAUCAAUCUCUGCUCGUUUUGAAUUAUGUUACCUGGUGUUGUCUUCUUAUCUAUUUGGCCAAUUUAUGUGGAAUAUGUAUUUGUUUCUAAUCCAUCAUAUAUGUGUAAAUUAGGACUUAAUAGUUCCUACCUGUUGUUUGUGAACUGAACUGAGAGAUUCUUUCUUGCUAUUAUGCCCUGUGCCUCGUGCU
Molecule: messenger RNA, 1255 nt
Organism: Gastrolobium bilobum
Lineage: Eukaryota; Viridiplantae; Streptophyta; Magnoliopsida; Fabales; Fabaceae
Product: aquaporin PIP1-2-like
Exons: 4
Coding region: 199-1059 (286 amino acids)
Biological process (GO): response to water deprivation; transmembrane transport
Cellular component (GO): plasma membrane; plasmodesma; vacuole
Molecular function (GO): water channel activity
Source: RefSeq, a predicted model, not a curated record